This is a messenger RNA of Pseudomyrmex gracilis, 1661 nucleotides long. RefSeq names its product cytochrome b561 domain-containing protein 2-like. The transcript has 3 exons. The coding region runs from base 673 to 1353 and encodes 226 amino acids. Gene Ontology annotation, molecular function: transmembrane monodehydroascorbate reductase activity. Lineage: Eukaryota; Metazoa; Arthropoda; Insecta; Hymenoptera; Formicidae. The record is from RefSeq and is a predicted model, not a curated record.
AAUAGAGUCAAAAAACAACGCAAACAAGUUAACGUAAAUAAAUAUUUUAACAUUUAUUUGAUUUUUUCUUCGUUUGAUUUUUUCAACAACAAAACAAGCAAAGUUUGUUUCACACUUGUGUUUUUUCAAGAGUUACUUUAAAAAAUUAUUCAGAGAAAACACAUCGCGUGCGAUCGCGGAUUUCAAAAUUUCGUUUCGAUUUUACGACAUUAACGCAGCUGUCAGAACUGGAAAAACGUCGUAGAUACAAAUCGACGCUCCGAGAUCGGCGGGAGAUAAAGAGCGGUAUUUUUGUGGCGUUACUCAACGCGAGCUUAUUAUCGGUAGUUAGCAAGUAAUUAACGAAAUGAAUUGCCUCGAGGACUUUUGGAUUUUUAUCGCUAAACUAACAACAAUCUUAAAUUAGAGUCGGUAUCUUCGAUAUAUUUCUUGAAAAACAAUCCAGACAGCGUGUGCGCGAGCGAGAGUUCUUCGCGCGAUCAUCCUUUGAUCUUAGUGUUAUUUUUUUUUAUUGUACUAAUUUAAAUUGAUCAGUUUCGAAGAUACAAUAUCUUUGAUUUUUUGUGCAAAAGUUUUUCUGCGCCAUAUCUUCGUUGCACACACGUCUACAAAGACGCGACUCGUUAUCGCGUCGCAGAAUUAAUAUUAAGAAAACGUCUUCGGUAUUCCAACAUGACUACCGAAAGUAACAAGGGUCCUCCGAGCACCAUAACGCUCGCUUUUUCAGUAAUCACGCAUUUUCUGCUAUUGGCUCCCGUGUUGUACAUUCUGGUACUUGCGUUUGGAAACUACAGCUUCUUCGCUUGGCAUCCGAUUUGCAUGUCCGUGGGGGUUGGUCUUCUGAUCACAGAGGCCGUCUUCAGCAUCUCCGGUGAGGCGUACAUCGCGUCGAAGUUAGCCAGGCGUAACAGAGUGACGAUACACUGGAUUCUGCACACGAUAGGCCUGGCCCUAAUCGGGAUCGGUUUCGUCAUCAUCAUCGUCAACAAAGUGAACAUGAACAAUAGCCAUUUCGCUACGCCUCACUCGCAGCUGGGCCUGGUGACGAUCGUACUCUCCGUUCUGACCGCGACUUUCGGAAUCCUCGCGAAGAACACGGUGUGGGUGUAUCCACGUGUGAGACCGAUAUUGAUCAAAGUCGCUCACGCUUGCGGCGGCAUCGGCAUCACCAUUCUCCUGUUGGCCACACUCAUAACCGGGACCUACACCAGGUGGUGGCCCGGAAACACCACCGGGAGAGACUUGACCUUCGCGUCGUUAUUUUUCGCGGGUUUCUUGAUACUCAUAAAACCGGUGCUAGGCGCUAUUUCGAGGUGCAGAGUCGCGUUCGGACCGCCUUCGACCGAUUCGUAAAACGCCGAGUGCAAGAGUCGUCCGUUUUUCCAAAAAGUAAGCGCACGAGAGAUGAAGAACUCGUACGAAAACGUUUGUUUGUCCUCAAAUUGAUGAGAUCGUUUAAUUAAAACGUCCCGCUCUCGACGCAAUACUCGCGGAAGUAACAUCGCACAAAAGUAAGAAGAAGCCAAAGAUACGACGAAACUAACUUUUCUAUACGAACGUAACGUCGCUGCAGCGAUGUGCAAUAAUUGUCGUCUCUCGCAUUAAGAAACAAUGAAGGGAGAAUCAAGGUUUGUUGUCUCUAAAAAAAAAAAAAAAAAAAA